AUGGUUCUACGGGAGGGCAUGCAGGCACAAUUCGAUCCUGAUUGGAUAGAUCCGGACCAAGAUCAAAGCGAAGAAGCUCAAGCAAUCAGGGAACACUGCCUCACAGUCUACCAGAAAUUUAGCUCCUCAAUUCCAAAUUGGAGUGAGCUCGUGAAGAAUUUCGAAGCUGAAGCCGAGUCUUUGAAUGAGUUUCUAAGGGCGAUGGAAAACGCUGCUAACAGUGCUUGCUGCGAUGAUACAGGUUCCCUCAAGCAUAACGGACUCCAAUAUCUGCUCAAGGACCCAGCAAAGGAUCGCUUCGACCCUCUGAUUCUAAAGACCCAUGGCAAGGCAGUAUGGGGAUGGAAUCACACGACCACUGCAAGACUACUUUGUCCUGCUCAUGACAUUCUCGAGUUCGACGAAGACCCUCAUGAAGUCGGGGCAGAAAAAAUCACCUCGAAACAAUGGCCAUCCAUGUUCUACGACAUGAGCCUGUACAACCCGAGGAAUAAGAAGUUAGGUUUCUUACACGGCCAUGCAAUUGUACAGGGAUGGCAUCACAUCUUCACAGGACCAAUGUCCGCGUUGUCGAAAGAGUGCACACAUCGCUCUUCAAAGCCUGCGAAGGGCAAAAAACAUCAUCUGACGGAGCCGGGACCCAGAAACAUCAUGUAUGCUGCAAUACAGAUGUAUUUUGUCGCAUGUAAUGCCGAAUCCUGGACUCCCGAGGUCGGCACUAUGAAUCUCGACGACUUAUACUAUACUGCGGUUGACCUUCUCAAGACGCAUGCGGAUGAGCAAUGGGUGAAGGAUUUGAUACAGUUUUGGAAAGACGAGUCACCUGGACUUAUGCAAGGUCAUCCAUCGAAGCGCCGGAGGGUUGCCGCAAACUCAACAGCGUCAGACAGUGAAGACGACAUGGACGACUUUUUCAGCAAUGACUCUGAAGAAACACAAGGUGGAUCUGGGCGCGAUGGACUGACCACAGACUGCGAACCAGGCGCACCCACAGGCAGCACCAACAACCCAACGAGCACCACGCAACACGAACCCAACACUGGACCCAGCUCCACAACGCUGGCUGCUGAAUCCGAUUCGACACGUGGCACUGCUGCUGCUGGAUCGAGCUCAACGGAUGGUGCCACUGGACAGGGCCGACAGGCUGGAUCAACGGACGUGCACGGCAACGGUGAUGAUGAAGAUGACAACGACGGUCAGCCCCGGCGCAGACGCAGGCUCGACCAGCAAGACACCCAAAGGGAGCGCUCCCCAUUGACCCCUCCACCCACAUCUCCCGUCGUGCCACCAACUACCACUCGCGGGCGUGGCCAUGGUCCCAGCAACCACCGUGGUCGAGGCAAACGUGGCGGCAAAUGCUGA
This is a messenger RNA of Suillus subaureus, 1362 nucleotides long. RefSeq lists its product as uncharacterized. The record is from RefSeq and is a predicted model, not a curated record. The transcript has 8 exons. Lineage: Eukaryota; Fungi; Basidiomycota; Agaricomycetes; Boletales; Suillaceae. Bases 1 to 1362 code for a protein of 453 amino acids.